Messenger RNA from Puntigrus tetrazona (Sumatra barb), 2962 nucleotides. It is a transcript of the gene nos1apb, whose product is annotated as nitric oxide synthase 1 (neuronal) adaptor protein b. The coding region runs from base 527 to 1801 and encodes 424 amino acids. Gene Ontology annotation, molecular function: nitric-oxide synthase binding. The record is from RefSeq and is a predicted model, not a curated record. The transcript has 10 exons. NCBI's taxonomy places the organism in Eukaryota, Metazoa, Chordata, Actinopteri, Cypriniformes, Cyprinidae.
AUAGACGUGAAUUACAAAUGCUACUACGCGGAAGGUUGGCAAGUGAAUAUUAAUUGAACUCCUGCAUACUUUGCUCGGAAAACCUUCGUAUGAGGGAUGUUUGCCUCACGAACGCGAAUUAAAUCGCGCGGUAACCUUCCAAACGGCCAACGCUUGUCUUAUGAAUAUUAAUAGAGACGCCUUCUCCAUAGUAAGACGCGUACGUUUACGUUAAGGGACAGUCUGCGCCAACAGGGACAGGUGGGAUAUUUAUCAUCAUGCUGGAAAUCCAGACUUUGCGUGCUAACAGUCGGCGUGCGUCUUCUGAACCGUCUGCUCUGCUAUGAAACAAACACACGGGUCGUAUUUACUCUAAACGAUGCUGUAUCCCUCCUCGGAGGAGCAUCUCUCUGCCUUCGCCUUUGGACGUUUACCGGACCGCCGUCAUCUUUCUGUGAGAAACCCCUCAGAAAUCAGUGCAGCCAAUGGGCUUCGGCGCGUUUUGAGUAAAUAAAGGUAUCCAACCAUACUUCCGUACCAUUAAACGAUGCUGGAGAAGAGUAAAUAUAAUUUGGUUGACGACUCGGUGGAUCAGAGGAUUCCUCCUGAUAAUGAUGGGCAGUUUCAGCAUGGACUCACGUUCGAGGUGAAGUUCAUCGGGAGCCUGGAUAUCGUGCGACCCAAAAGCAGGAUUGAAAUAUUGGCUGCUAUGAGACGAAUACGGUAUGAGUUUAAAAUUAAGAACAUCAAGAAAAAGAAAGUCAACCUCAUUGUGUCAGUGGAUGGUGUCAAGGUGGUUUUGCGCAAGAAGAAAAAGAAACAUGACUAUAGCUGGGAUGAAAGUCAAGUGACACUGGCCCAGGACCCCAUUUUCAGAAUAUUUUACGUCUCUCAUGACUCACAGGACCUGAAGAUAUUCAGUUACAUAGCAAGAGACAAGAAAAGCAAUGUGUUCCGCUGCAAUGUCUUCAAAUCGAAGAGAAAGAGUCAAGCCAUGAGGAUAGUGCGGACCGUGGGUCAGGCGUUUGAGGUGUGCCAUAAACAGAGUCUAGACAACGCUGACGCAUGGCUUGUGAAAGGUGAGGAAGAGAAAAGCAAAGACGAGACUUCAGUUGCUGGCGGCGUCACUGAGAUGUCAAGCAACACUGGGCUGGAGAAAGAUGAAAAGGUGUGUGAAGAGCCGGUGAUGGAGUCGUCUCCUCUGUCCAGUCCUCUGUCCGUGAGCCAUCAGGUGCAGCUCCUGCAGAGAGAGUUACAACAGCAGGAGCAGAGGAGCCAAGCCGCCUCCGCACAGGUGGUUCUGCUGCAGCAGCAGCUGUCGGUGGAGACCAGCGCCAGGACCGAGGCUCAGGCUAGAGUCCAGCAGCUCCUGCAGCAGAACACUGAACUCCUGCAGCAUCUCUCACUGCUGGUCAAACACGUCCAAGAGCUGGAGCUCCGCGCUCGGCCACACAAAAACUCCCCCUUGGGAUCUCAAGACAGCCUUCUGGAAAUCGCCCUGCGUGCCAACAUGCCGGCUGUGUCGCGCGACCCCAAACCGAAUCCUCCCUCGAGCGCUCGCGAGGGCUUCCCUCUCUCAAACGGCCUCGCUCGGCUCGACGGCUUCUGUUUCUUCUCAGGAUCUUCAGAGCGGGAGAAGAAGCCGGAGCAGGACCGUGACUCAGGACAGGGUCAGGAUGAAGAUCAGUCGGGUGGUUGCUCUCCUCCAGGGAACCAGUUUCUCUGCACACUGGACACACCGGGAUUCAGAGAGUCCGGUAUCGCAUCCGGAUAUGAGUCUAACACUGAUGAGAGUGAUGACCGGGACAGCUGGGGCCACUGACUGUGUCUGUGUGUGAGACUGUUGCUGCUGAAACAGCUCACUUCAGCUUUUGCAUUGCAGCUUCAGCUGUCAGAAUUCAUAUACAAAUACAUACCAAAAUAUAUAAAUAUGUAUUAAAUAUAUUUAAUAGUUAUAUAAUAAUUAAAUUAUGCAGAUCCCAGCCAGUGGGUGACCAGGUUGUCCUAAUCAUCCUCAAAAAAUUGUUGUACAGGUUGAAAUUAGCAUAAAAAGCAUAAUAUUCUGCCCUCAUGUUGUCCCUCAUGUUGUCACAAACAUGCAAAUAAUUUUUUCUCCAUACAAUGAAAGUCAGUGGUUUUUAUUUAGUGUUUUUUUGGACCCUACUGACUUUCAUCACAUGGACAAUACAUAUAUUUAACUAAGACCUUUUUCAUAAUAUAUUAUUUAAAUUUUUUAAUAAAUUCAAAUAGUUUCAUUCUGCAAGGAUGCAUUAAAUUGAUCAAACAUUACAGCAAAUACAUUUAUAAUGUUAAAUAAUAAUAAUAAAAUAUAUUCCAAAUGUCUAAUUUUAUGUAUUUAUAAGAUCUCUUUUCAACUUUCUAGCAUCAGCAUAUUAGAAUGAUUUCUGAAGGAUUACCGCAGUGGACACUUUACAGGCAUACAUAAAUACAUUUAAUGCCAAUUUUAUUUUAACUGUUUACUUUUUAUUGUACACGUUUUAUAAUGUUCAUCACAAUGCUAUGCUUGUUGGAUUGUUGUUUUUGUGAGCAUUUCAUGAUUUGUUUGCCAGUAUUACUAAUGUCAGGCUUGACUAUGUUGCAGCAGUACUAAAGCGAAAGACCAGAAAUGAUAAAGAACAUGUUAAACUCAAUGUGUAAGCAUGUUUUACCUUUACUGUCAAUUUUGCAGCUGAGCAGCUUGAACUGUUACACAGUUAUACCAAUGUCAAAACACAAGUGAAAGUAUUUGUGCAAUAAUGUCAUAUGGUGUUUAUCAGCCUUCUUUCUCUAUUACUUUUUUAUUUCUGUUUCUUAGGAUGAGUGUAGCAAGUAAUACUAACACUGCAUAUUUUGUGCUAAAAUCUUGUCUAAAGGCUGCUGUGUUGUAGCAUUUGUUUUUCUUUAAAUAAAUUAGUGUUGGUGGAUCUUAGUUCAUUUUACCCUUUGUAAUAAAUGAAACUCAAUAAAUGAAAGUCAUUUAAGA